AUGGGCGAAAUCGAUGCGGUGGUUCUACAAUGGAUAUAUGGUACACUCACGGACGAUCUCCUGGUCCGGGUGUUAACUGAUGAAUCCACAGCCUACGAGGCGUGGAAACGGGUCAAGAAACUUUUCUUAAACAACAAAGGUCCGCGCGUUGCGGCCCUUCAACAUGAGCUCAGCAACAUUACUCUUGCCGCCAUGCCGUCUCUUGAGGCAUAUUGCCAACGUAUCAGUGAUUUAGUCGAUCAACUGGCUGCGGUUGAUUGCCCAGUUAAUGCCACACAACAGAUCUUGCAUCUUGUUCAUGGCCUACCCCGCGAGUAUGACACCAUCGCAACUAUAUUGAAUCAAAACCUUCCAGCUUGGGAGGAGGCAGUCGAACAACUCCAAUGGGAGACACGACGCAUCGUGUCUCGUGAACAUCUUGCACCGACACCCAUUGUUGCUGCUGCUGUUAACUCACCACCACCCACCAACCGUGACAAGCAGCCUUAA
Molecule: messenger RNA, 489 nt
Organism: Helianthus annuus (common sunflower)
Lineage: Eukaryota; Viridiplantae; Streptophyta; Magnoliopsida; Asterales; Asteraceae
Exons: 1
Coding region: 1-489 (162 amino acids)
Source: RefSeq, a predicted model, not a curated record